Messenger RNA from Darwinula stevensoni, 1097 nucleotides. NCBI's taxonomy places the organism in Eukaryota, Metazoa, Arthropoda, Ostracoda, Podocopida, Darwinulidae. The record is from the annotation of a GenBank genome assembly.
GAGGAUGCCUUCAGUGAUGUACCUGUUCCUCCUCUUCCUCGUCUCCCCAAUCGAAAGCUUCCCUACUCAGCCGCCCGAGCCAUGCCCGUCUGGCCGUGGAGAAUGCAGGAGGAUGAAGGAGUGUCCCGCAGAAGUGGCAAUGUUUAAUGAAAAUCCUUCCAUCUUGCCGUCGCUAUUGUGCUCCAUGGAUCCCUCCGGUGAGCCCAUGAUCUGCUGCAACAAAACAUCACCACUACCGGAAGUCACACGUGAAAAUACUGCAAUGCGCAUCAGCAAAGCUAAAUGCCAUGAGUACCAGCUGAUGCUGGCCGAGACGAAGAGCACAGACUGCGAAUACCUCCAGCAGCCAUUGAUUACCGGAGGAACAGCAGCUGAACCCUUUGAGUUCCCUCACUUGGCUUACCACGAUAUUGCUCUAUUGAGAAUGGAUAACGAUGUGCCUAUUCGGUCCAUGAUAUACCCAGCGUGUCUGCCGACUGACAAGGAGAUUCCGCCACCAGGAACCCCAUUAGUUGUGGCUGGAUGGGGAAGAUUGGCUUUUGGUGGGAAGAGAGCAACAGUUCUGCAGAAAGUAACAGUUCCAUUGAACGAUACACUCGAGUGUGAUCUCACGACAAGGUUUAUCUUCGUGAAAAAGAACUAUCCGAAUGGAAUGAAGGGACAAGUCCUCUGCGCAGGCAUUGAAGGGAAAGACUCGUGCCAGGGAGACUCUGGUGGGCCGCUGAUGCUCCCUCGGAAUGAAAAUAGUUGCGUGCACUACGUGUUGGGGACGGUAUCUACAGGGGCUGGGUGCGGAGCUGCGGGUUUUCCGGGCUUCUACACUAAUGUACCCUUCUACUUGGACUGGAUUGAGGAGACCGUCUGGAAGAAUGACCCAUGAAUGCUGGACAUCUGUGCUUUGAACAGAAAGCCGCAGUUGCAACAGCUUUCAUGAAAAAGAAAGAACCCAUUUGACUUUAAGCUUCAGAAAACAUGUUUUUCGAACGCUACCAUUCAAAAGGAAAAAAAUAAGAAUAAGAUAUGGAAUUUAAAAAAAAACAGAUUUUCCACAGUAAUUGUCAUGGUCAGAUCCAUAUUUGAAAAUGCAAAUGUCAGGC